CUUUAAUCUGCGAGCGCAGAGCAAGAAAGAGGGCGCCGCGGGAUUGCCGAACGCACUGAAGACCGACAAGUUUGGCCAGGUUCUGCCGGCGCCGAGUUGAGGUAGCGGCUGCUCGGACUGGGUCGGGGCUUGAAGGGCAAGCACGUACAGCACCACUGAGGAGACGGGUCUCUGCAACUUACUCCUCCGCACUUGACUGCUGCUUACUUGAUAGUUGUUGGGAAAUAAGAAGAAGGGGAAGUGCUCACAUCAGAGUGCAGAGAUGAAUUCCACAGAGAUCCCUAUCCAAACAGAGAUGGUAGAACUGGUACCAAACGGAAAGCACUCAGUGCUGAAUGCUGUUCCUUCAGUGGGAAAUGACAGAUUUGAGGAGAACCAGGCAAACCUGCCAGAAAUGGAGGAGUUCCUUCCACAUGGUGCUGAAAAGAAACAGACCCACUUCACAGACUUUGAAGGGAAGACCUCUUUUGGGAUGUCCGUUUUCAACCUGAGCAAUGCCAUCAUGGGCAGCGGGAUCCUUGGGCUAGCGUAUGCUAUGGCCAAUACCGGCAUCCUCCUCUUUCUGUUCCUCUUGACUGCUGUAGCUCUGUUAUCCAGUUACUCCAUUCAUUUGUUGCUCAAAUCCUCAGGAAUUGUUGGAAUCCGAGCCUAUGAACAGUUGGGCUACAGGGCCUUUGGAACACCAGGGAAAUUAGCAGCUGCCAUUGCUAUAACACUACAGAAUAUUGGAGCCAUGUCAAGCUACCUGUACAUUGUGAAGUCUGAGGUUCCUCUGGUCAUCCAGACCUUCCUCAACCUGGAAGAGAAGACAACGGACUGGUACAUGAAUGGCAACUACCUGGUAAUCAUGGUCUCUGUCAGCAUCAUCCUUCCUCUGGCUCUCAUGAAACAACUUGGUUACCUUGGCUAUGCCAGUGGAUUCUCCCUCAGCUGCAUGGUCUUCUUCCUGAUUUCAGUAAUCUACAAAACGUUUCACAUUCCCUGUCCGCUUCCUGACCAGUUCAUUAACACCACUGCCAGCCCGAAUUACAUGCCAGUCAAUACCAGCAACUAUCAGAAUGACCAUGCUGUCACCCAGGAAACUGAGGAAGACAUCUGCUCUUCAAGCUUGUUCACGCUCAACUCUCAGACGGCCUACACCAUCCCCAUCAUGGCAUUUGCUUUUGUGUGUCAUCCUGAGGUUCUUCCCAUCUACACUGAGCUGAAAAACCCCUCCAAGAAGAAGAUGCAGUGUAUUUCCAACAUCUCCAUCUCUGUCAUGUAUGUCAUGUAUUUCCUGGCUGCCCUCUUUGGCUACCUCACUUUCCACAGCCAGGUGGAAUCAGAGCUGCUACACACCUACAGCAGAGUGGACCCAUUUGAUGUGCUGAUUCUAUGUGUGCGGGUGGCCGUGCUCACUGCUGUGACACUGACAGUGCCCAUUGUUCUUUUCCCAGUGCGCCGUGCCAUUCAGCAGAUGCUGUUUCAAGACAAGGACUUCAGCUGGAUUCGGCACAUUAUAAUAGCUAUGGUGCUACUGACAUCUAUUAACUUGCUUGUCAUUUUUGCCCCAUCCAUUCUGGGCAUAUUUGGCCUAAUUGGUGCCACUUCGGCCCCCUGCCUGAUAUUCAUCUUCCCAGCAAUAUUCUACAUACGGAUAAUGCCCAAGGACAAGGAGCCCAUGAAAUCACCUCCCAAGAUCCUGGCAGCUCUCUUUGCAGGCCUUGGCGUGCUCUUCAUGAUCAUGAGCCUCAGCUUCAUCAUCAUUGACUGGGCAACUGGUGGUGGGAAGAGUGGAGGCAGCCACUAGGCCAGGGCAGGCCAGACCAGGCCUGGAGCCUUGUGUUGUGGAUCAAUGCCUUGGAAGACUGUGCUGGCUUUGAUACAUUUCCUACCCCCCUACCUCUGCUAGUACUGUACUGCCAUUGACUCCCCAGCUCCACUUUGAGCCAAGGGGUGCUGUUCUGUAACUCAGUCCUUACACCAAAACUGAGCCAGGGGGUACUGUAAGCCAGACUGGACCAGAAGCCAGUUCUUCUCACUCUCUUGACGGUUUGUUUUUAUCUCAUUGUCUGGGAUAGGCCAGACCAACAGCGCCUAAUGAACAUACAAACUGGAGGGAAAUAGACCAAUUCAAAGGGGCGAGGGUGGGGGUCCAUGAGGCAGAUGCCUGGCCCUGUGUUUCCAGUGUGUCCGGCCCACACUGAGGGCUCUUGAAAGUUAGGGACAAGAACAGAAGGAAAUUUGGGGAUUGUGGCUAGAGAUCCUGGGUGUAGUGUUUGCACCUGAAAUUUCCCACCAAUUCAGAGGAGGCUUCCCCUGCAUUCCUCUUAAAUAAUGUUUAUAUUGGGGCUACAAAUUGGAACUGAAUGCUUUUGGACAGCGAUGAAAGAAGUAAUAUUCUUUGUUUUUAGAAUUCUUAAAGAUGUAACCCCACAGGCAAACCUUUGGGCUUUCAUCCCUCUCAAAUGUCACUUCUCAGUCCUUAUUUCUUUAUAGGAUUCUCCCCUCAAACUGGUUCCUCUUCCUCUGCAAGGUUGUGAACCUUAUAAGCCUCAAAAUCAAUGUCCUCCCAAAGGGCAGCUCAGUGUUUUGUGUACUAGCUGGGAAGUGGUCCUGUGUUAAUGACCUCAACCCCCUGUUUCUGUCCCCUCUUCAAGAACUCUGCCAUCAUAUCUGCCCACGAGCCUCACUUUUAGGUUGUUAGGUCUGAUUGCUGCUAAUUCCAGUUGUUUAGGAGAAUUUGCAUUAAUAUGUUCUGUACAUGUGGUUGUCGCUUUUGUUCCAGUUUGUAGCUGGAAUGAGAUUGGGGAGGGGCUUUGGCGAUGUUGGCAGAGCCUCUGCUUUGCAAAGGUUCCUGGUUCAGCCUCUGGAAUCGCUAGGUUUUUUUGAAAAAAGGAUUAGGUACUAGGUGAUGUGAAAGACCUUCUUCUGGGGAGCUACUGCCAGUCUGCUGUUAGACAGUACUGACCUUGAUAGACCAAAGGUCUGACUCAGUAGGAAGCAGCUUCAUGUUCUCCUAUGUAUCCCAUGGAAUUGUAUUUAUAUAGCUGCCUUUCUGAAUAUGGCAAGGAUAUACCCUUGGUUGAGUCCCUGCUUUUCCUUAAUUUAUGUAGGAUCAGUUAAAUAUUCAGCAGGCUGUUGAAUUAGAACAUGAGGCCUUUGUUCAAUAGCUGUUAACUGAUCUUCAUCUUUAUUCUCUGCACUUGUCAUUUUUUUUAAAAAAAUAAGAAAAAACAGGAAUGCACAGGAACACAGUUCCGGCUGUUUUGGUGUCUGGGGGUGUGGCCUAAUAUGCAAAUGAAUUCCUGCUGGGUUUUUUCUACAGAAAAGCCCUAUGUGAAAUAAUGGUGACAUCAGGGGGUGUGGUCUAAUAUGCAACUGAGUUCCUGCUGGGCUUUUUUUUUUUACCAAAAAAGCCCUAAGAAAAAGCAUUUGUUGUGGCUUCUCCCUAAGUUAGAGAUGGCCAUUAAAGUUUACUCUUCUCUGUAGUACUGGGACUUUUCCUGUCUCAUCUUGUUGCAAUCAGCCUCAGCCUCUUGCAAGCUGGGGAGAAAGAAGCCAAUGGGACAGAAAACAUGGGCAUACAAGAAGAGAAAAAAACAAAGAACCCGGUUGUUUCUUAGGGACUAUUUACAUUAUUAGUAACAUGGACCAUUAGAUCCUGGCUCACAUGGAGAGGGAUAGGGGACUGCAAGAAUUGUAGGCAAUGACCCCUGUGUUGCACAGGCUGCAGGAAUAUGUAGUACAGUACAGAAGGACCAUGGGCAUUGUAAUUAGUUUUGACACUGGUGGAAGAGGAUUGCCAGAACAUAGUUUGCAAACUAUUGUGCUAAGGGGACAUGGAGCUGAGAGAGAUAGCAAAGGUACUGAAUAUAUAUUUUCUUUUCAUUUGUAUUUUACAUUAUUUGACUGUGACCUCCUCCCAUUGUUAGCAUUCAGUGUGAAGUUGAUGACAGUUUCAAAAAAUGCCCUGGAAGAACCACAUUUAUUAAAUAAAAAAGCAAGUUCACAACAGGGAUCAAAAGAGUAGUCCUUCAUAGGAGGCUGCUAAGCAAGUGAAAUGAUCGAGCUGCUUGCCCAGGGUCCUCAUCUGAAAGUUUUGGAACCAUCCAGGUAUUUCUUUCCCCACCACCCACAACAACAUAUUUUUAGGAUACAAUGAACCUGGCAGCCCUUAAAGCUGCAAAUUUAAUACUUACCCACAAGUGUGAUGACAUGAGCCCUGUUAUCUGUCAAAUUGGUUGGAUGUAACCCUUUUGCUUUUCAGCUUCUUGACCAGACAGCUUUAUUUGUCCUUUCUAGGUCUGUUGAGGAGCAGAGUAUUCAGGCUAAAGGUUCUGCAUCAUCAUUGUGCUAAUAUUCCAUAUUCAUAGAUCCCAAGCUUUGCUGUGCUGGUCCAUGUGGCAAAGAGUAGCAAAUCUCAAAUUUUCCAUGUCCAGGAAAAUCCUGUUGGGAGUUUUGUAUGUGGGAUUAGUGAAACUGUGCACUCAGCAUUCCUGGCGCAACUGGAAAUUGAUUAUACAAUUGAGACGACUGUGUGCAAUAAUGGUGUUGAAAUACAACAUUUGGAUAAUUUAUGUUCUGUAUUUAAGGACACUGCAGCAACAAUGUACCAUUUAGCACUAACAGUUCUGCAGGCACUAUGUGAAACUACACUGCCCCCUUCUGAUACUUGAGGCGGUUGCAGUUUCCAGUAGGUGAUGGCUGUUGUGCCUUCACUCUGGAGUUCAUAACACACUGUUGUGCUUGCUCUCUGAGGGCUUUUCUGUAUGAUCACUUAAAAUGUGGCUCAUCUGUAUUUUAGUCAUUUCAUGAAACUUCUGAAAGUGAUGUUUUGGCAACAUUAGAGCAAUAUCCUGUCCUAAUGGGAAGUGGUGGAGGGAACAAAGGGGAUAAUACCUUGCACAAACUCCAAACAAUCUUUUUCUUUUAAGAAAAAUGUUGAUAUGGAAUGUUUGAGCAAUCUGUUCUUUUAAAAAAAUUAAAGCUCAUCAAGUAUGUAUUCUUGCACCAGGGAAGCACAUUAAAAUGUAGUUAAGGAAUGCAAACUAAGGAAACCACACAUUUGAAAAUAAGUGGCUGCUGGCUAGCAUCAGAUAUGAUCUACAUUUGCGCUUUACAGAAACCUUGAUCCAAUGCCCACUAAAGAGGCAGUGAUUCUCAUCUCCCUGUUGAAAUGAAUGGCAUUUGCACAGGAUUGUUUUAGAAGAUGGUAGAACAUGCCUUGUACUUCAAACUAAAACAUGCUGCUUUGGUAUUAUGUCAUACAAAAGCAGAUUGAUAGUUUGUGGUCCUACAAGUAAACAUGGAUAAAAAUCCUGGGUGAAACAAGGGUGCUAAAAAGCUUCCCUUUUUUUCUCACCCCAUGUAGGGUGCUGAAAUACUGUUUUCCAACUUAUAGUACACUAAUUCCUCAUCAUCUUCCCCCAUCGCAUCUGUCUUUUUCACACUAACUGCCUCCUCCUACCAAAAGCCACAGGAAAACAUUUAUUCAAGACUUGCACCUUAAGAAUUUCAAAACUGCAGGGGUUAGAUGUGGGAAGGAUAGGAAACAGAGGAUAUUUUUACAGCAUUGUGGUUACAAAAAUAAUUUUCAGUCCAUAAGUAAUUGUUUCUAGGGUUUAAUAAAUGUAAUGGACGUAAAUAAGAGUCACGUAUUUUUGUACUUGGGGUGAUGGCUGGUUGAUUUGCUUUUUAUAAAUACUGUAUAUAAUAAUAGAUUUUUAAUGUAUUCGUUGUUGCACUCAGUAACUCUGUAUCGUGUAUAUAUUAUGUGUUCUCAUUGAAGGAGGACUGGACACCAGAAGAUCUGCCUAAGCCAUGGCAAACAAGCUUAUUAUCUGCUGUGAAAUACUGGGAAUUUUGGUUGUUUCUAUAGACUGGUGUCCAGUUGGAAAAGAAAUGGAGAGGGGGAGAAUGCUUUUAUAGAUAAAAGUUUGGCUCAAGGUACCAAGAAUUACUUACUUACCACCAACUAUAACAUAUUGAAGGCCAGUUGCCAUCUUCCUGUUGUUUUCACGAUCCAUGGCAUGAUCUACAGCUCAUCUGCACUGCUCUGAUACAGCCUCUCCAAGUCCAGGUUAGGGAGUUAAAUUCAUUCAAGCCCAAAGCAUGGUUCAGAAAUCAUGCAGCUGUGCAGCAACCAGUGAAGAUGCUUACAACUGAUGGAGCGAUCACAACAGUUUCCAACAGGGAACAAAACAUUUCCAUGGGCAUAUUGUUCCAAGUUAGGAGCUGUUGCCUUUACUCCUGUUGCAGUAACCUUGUUGGCUGUGGAUAGCUCAGUCUUCAGGUUCUAUAGUUGCUUGUGAUUUCCUGGAGCUGAGCAAGACAAGGGGGAUGGGGAGCAGCACAGAAGAGCUGUGAUCAUGAUCCAGGUUCUCAGUACAAGGAUUAGAAGGGAAGGAAGAAAUGGUAUGGCAACUGCUUGCCACUACAAGGAUGCAUUCAUUCACACUACACUAAAUAAUGUGUUGUGCAACUGGAUUUGUGCUAUUCUUGAAUUUGCAAAAUGCAUUAGUUAGUGUAGUAUAAACUCACCCCCAAGAAACCAUCCUUGUAGCACGUUAUCAGGGUGGGUUGUGGGUUUUUUUUUUCCAUUUGUUCAUAUAUUUAUCAUGUUCAAUCUCACUGCUAGGCACUUUUAAUUAUCUUUCAAGAUACAAUAUUUUAUAUAUUUUAAUACUUAUUUUUCCUGUAGCAUAAAAUGCAACAAAAAUGACAAACCCUGAGAUCUGUUCAAAAAAAUCACAUCUAGAGCAUAAAAAUUUUAAAAUACAAAAUUCAUGUAGAUUUGUUUUAGAUGAAAGUUUAGAGAAAACCCAAACUAAAAUACUCUGUAUUCAUCCCCACUAAAAUCUGCUUAUUUUUUUAAAAAAAAUCUAUAUAUCUUUAAAAUAUACCUUCCAGAAAAGGAUAUUGGAAGAGACAAUAAUUUUUUCUUUUUCUUUUGAAAAGGUAGCAGUUCUAAUACUACCUUCAUGCUAAGCAAAGGUUUAUCCAGAUGUCUCUUGGAAUGAGAAAAAUGGCUGGUAAACCUGGGAGCACAAGACAGAGUAGCUUGCUGAAAGCUCUUCCUGAUGCUCCCAUACUAAUUCUGGUAAUGCAUUUGAACCAGCAGUCAUUGAAACAGGGAUUGCCUUCUCAAACACAUCGAUUAUUGAUAAUUCGUUUUUCCCAUUCAGAGUAUUCUUCAUCCACCAACCCGUUCAUGCAGAAGGACUCUAAGGUGAUUUUUUUUAAAAAAAAUUGAGUACCUUACAGUUGGCCAUUAACUGACUCUGACUGGAAGAAACCAGUGAACUCAUGUGGGUAGCACAGACAGCUGUUUAUCUUAGAACUGGAUAACCAAGUAGGCUGUGGUUUCAAGAACCUACUUUGCAUCUGGCUGACCACUUGUGUGCAGCUAGCCUUGGGUGCUAGGGCUGCUUACACCAAUAGCUGAGAAUGUAAUUGGAUAUAGACCAGAAGAGGGAUAGGAAUCAAUAACCAUAACUGGCCUUGCAGUGGGGAGCCUUACACAGGCUUUCACGACUGUCUGCCGCUGGAUAGUUUCCUUUGAGCAAGCCAUUCUUCCAUUUUCUUAACCAAACACAGGUCCAUGGAGAUUCUUAAGCAGGUGGCAGAUAAUCUGCUCUUCCUGUUUUCAGACAACAGGCAGGCUGUGCUGCCUAGUUCAAGGCUGGUCAGGUGUCAGUGUCUCAUUUUCCAUGUCUGAUCAAGACUUUUCUAAAGAAACUCAGUUGGAUGUAUCAUAGGAAUGCAUUUCUAAAGGAGGAGGAGAAUUUGGGUGUGCCCUCCCCCACUGCAUUUGAUGCCCUUCUUCCCCAGGGGAUUCAAGAGUGACAUAGAGACGUCUCAUCCUCUGUAAACCUCUGUCUUCUCUGUCAUUGUGUCCCAAGUCUCUCAAUGAAAGGGAUGUGUGUGCGUCUGUCUGGAUGAGUCCCAUUUCUGUCAACAUGCAUUAGGGGUCAGUUUUAAAUUAUAUGCAGAAAAUUAGUUCUAUAUUUGGAAAUGAAAAUGAAUCUUUUUAAAAUAACAAUAAAGAAAAUGUGAAACCUCA
Molecule: messenger RNA, 8044 nt
Organism: Heteronotia binoei (common prickly gecko)
Lineage: Eukaryota; Metazoa; Chordata; Lepidosauria; Squamata; Gekkonidae
Gene: SLC38A3
Product: solute carrier family 38 member 3
Exons: 16
Coding region: 263-1789 (508 amino acids)
Biological process (GO): asparagine transport; L-glutamine transport; amino acid transmembrane transport
Molecular function (GO): L-asparagine transmembrane transporter activity; L-histidine transmembrane transporter activity; L-glutamine transmembrane transporter activity
Source: RefSeq, a predicted model, not a curated record